Messenger RNA from Striga hermonthica, 1620 nucleotides. The record is from the annotation of a GenBank genome assembly. Lineage: Eukaryota; Viridiplantae; Streptophyta; Magnoliopsida; Lamiales; Orobanchaceae.
AUGUCUGCCAUUGCAUUAUCAUGGACUAUGGCCAUGGCCACUACGAAAAAGCAGCCAAUUGCUAGUAAUCAUUUCUCCUUUGAUAGAAAACUACCGUCCUUCAAUUGCUUGGCUUCUUCAAAAAAAACUGAGCUUUGUAGAUUCAAAUGCAAGGCUCAAAUUGGUGAUCAGAUUAAUAUUAGUUCAGUCGAACGACGAUCUGGAAACUAUUAUCCUUCCUCUUGGGACUACGAUUUCAUUCAAUCCUUGAGCACCGAAUACGAGGACGAGAGGUAUUUGAAAAGGGCGAGUGAACUAAUAGAGGACGUGAAGAUGAUGUUGGACGACGAAACCAUGGAAGAUGUUGGAAAAUUGGAGUUGAUUGAUGACUUGGAGAGGCUUGGUAUUUCUUAUCACUUUGAGGACAAAAUCAAUGAAGUCUUGAAACAAAUUCAUGAAGUGUUUGAUCGUUUCAAGAAUGAAAAUGGUGAAUUCAAGACGAACGUCGGUGAUGAUGCAAAAGGAUUGUUACAGCUAUACAAAGCUUCUUUCUUGUUGAUGCGAGGCGAGGAUACGUUGGAGCUAGCAAUAAAAUUUUCCACCAAAUAUCUCAAGAAAAAAAUUGAAAAUGAAGGUAUUGAUCAGGGAAUAUUCAUGGAUAAACAUCUUUCCAUAUUAGUGCGCAAAGCUUUGGAGCUCCCACUUCAUUGGAGGGUUCAAAGGCCAAAUACAAGAUGGUUCAUAAAUUCCUACGAAAUCAAGCCAGAUAUGAAUCCAAUUGUGCUUGAACUUGCCAAAUUAGACUUCAACAUUGUGCAAGCAACCCAUCAAAGGGAACUAAAACGACUCUCCAGGUGGUGGGAGCAAACACGCCUAACACAAAAGAUGCCAUUUGCGAGGGACAGACUGGUGGAGUGUUAUUUCUGGGCCACUAGUGGCAUUUCGAUCGUGUUCAGGUGGGACAUUGAAGCAAUAGGCGAACUCCCAGACUAUAUGCAAAUAUGUUUUCUUGCACUCGACAACUUCGUCGAUGAGGCGGCAUACAAUAUUUUUAAAGAAAAGGGGUUUCUCGCCCUUCCACAUUUGAGAAAAUCGUGGGCAGAUUUAUGUCGAACAUAUUUACAAGAGGCAACAUGGCACUCCAUGGGCUACAAACCAAAACUUCAAGAAUAUAUCAACAAUGCAUGGAUUUCAAUAUCAGGUCCUGUCAUACUAACCCAUGCAUACUUUUUUGUGACGUAUCCUAUACACAAUGAGGCUAUUCAAAGCUUAUACGACUAUCACAACAUAGUUCGAUGCUCAUCCAUGAUUCUAAGGCUUGCGAAUGAUCUCGGCACAUCUUCGGAUGAGAUGAAAAGAGGUGAUGUGCCAAAGGCAAUCCAGUGUUACAUGAACGAAACUGGUGCAAGUGUGGACGAGGCACAAGCAUACAUUAGGUUUCUAAUACACGAGGCAUGGAAGGAGAUGAACGAAGAACGAGUGCUGGCAAAUUGUGGAUUCCAAAAAGAAUUUGUUAAUGCUGCAAUUGAACUUGGGAGAAUGGCACAAUAUAUGUACCAGUACGGAGACGGCCAUGGCAUGCACUUCCCUCAAAUGAAAUAUCGUAUUCCAAGUUUGUUGUUCGAGCCUAUGAAGUUGUAA